UCGUAUACAUACUCUCUCCCUCAGAACAAACACAGAGAAAACUAUAGCUAUGGCGGCCUCCUCUUCCUGCCAUUACCAGCCAUCGUUGUCCGCAGAAAUAAUUGCAAACAAUGAAAAUCUUUUAACCGAGAUAUUCAUCUUCCUCCCUAUCAAAUCUUUGCUCAAGUUUAAAUCUGUAUCCAAACACUGGUUUUCCAUCAUCACCGGUCCCAACUUCUCCAUCCGCCUCAGCCGUGUCCCCAAGCCCAUAACUGGCCUCCUUAUGCGUUGCAACAACAGCCCAGAAUAUAAUUUCAUCAAUCUUGGUUCCAAUCCUUCUCCAGCUCCUUUUAAAUCUCUCACUUUUGGAAACAUCCCAUCUCGGAUUCACAUCAAACAAUCCUGCAGUGGUCUCUUAUUGUGCAGUUCUUUGCAAGAAAAUGCACCUCGCCCCCACUAUUUUGUUUACAACCCCACCACAAACAAAUACACGAUGCUUCCUCCAAUCCCUAAUGAUAAGGGGGCUUUGUUUCGUGAUUUUGUUUUGGCAUUUGAUCCUUUGCAGUCACCUGAUUACAAAGUCGUUUGUGUGAAAGAUAGUUUUCUUUAUGAAAGUUCUUUUCAGAUAGAGAUUUACUCAUCCCAAACAGGAACUUGGAGACUAUGCAAUUCUUCUUUCAAUUAUCCGAAUAGUCCAUUUUUCCUGGAGGGUGUUUUCUGGAACAAUGCCAUUUACUGGUGCAAAUCGAGUCCAUAUAUGUAUUUCGACAUGGAUAAAGAGGAAGUCCGAGAAAUGCCAAUGCCUCCGAAUAUCAGUGGAUUGGAUGAGAAAUGGAGAUGGUAUUUGGGAACAUCUCGAAGCCAUUUGCAUCUCAUAGACAUUUACUGCCCUUUCAAUACCAUAUUCAACAUCUAUGAAAUGGAGAAAAGAGAGGAUUGCUGCAGGUGGAUCGUGAAGUAUCAGGUUGAUCUUAGUCUGAUAGUAAAAUCAUACCCUGAGAUGAUUAAAAACUUCCAUAGGGACUUGCAUUUCUAUUUAUUUUCCAUAUUAUGUGUUGUGAGGGAAGAAAACGACGAUGAUUCGUAUUUGGUGGUGCAUUUACCUGCAAAGGUAAUUCGUUACAAUUUCAAGGAUAAGAGUUUCAACAAGAUCCAUGAUUUUGCUUCAGCUGAUUCUGAACUUCAAGGUGCAAAUGAAAAUGGAAAUACACAAGUAACCGAUUUUGAUUUUGUGGGCACUGCUGCUUUUCAAUUCAUAGAGAGUCUUGCCUGCGUUUGAAGACUCAUCUUUUACUUUUGAUCUCAGCAGCAAGUGUACGUUUGUUUUAUGAAGUAUAAUAUGAAUUACUUCAUGCAUUGAAUUGAAUAAUUACAUUUCAUUUCUUCCUGCAA
Molecule: messenger RNA, 1371 nt
Organism: Mangifera indica (mango)
Lineage: Eukaryota; Viridiplantae; Streptophyta; Magnoliopsida; Sapindales; Anacardiaceae
Product: F-box protein At5g07610-like
Exons: 1
Coding region: 50-1258 (402 amino acids)
Molecular function (GO): protein binding
Source: RefSeq, a predicted model, not a curated record